Andrographis paniculata is the source of this 1885-nucleotide messenger RNA. RefSeq lists its product as uncharacterized. The coding region runs from base 203 to 1729 and encodes 508 amino acids. The record is from RefSeq and is a predicted model, not a curated record. Lineage: Eukaryota; Viridiplantae; Streptophyta; Magnoliopsida; Lamiales; Acanthaceae. The transcript is spliced from 4 exons.
GCUGCAGAGACAAGUGAAGUGAAAUCAUUCUGACAUCAUCUGUUAAAAUUCUUGCUAUUUAUUUAUUUAUAUUUAUUUAUUUGUUGUCUUCUCCAUUGCAGCCAGGAGGAAACAAGCUACUGCUAACUAUACAUACAUAUUCAUGUAUGUAUAUAUGUUAUAUGUGAUGAAAUAGUCGAUCGCGGCGCCACGAAUUCUUGCCAUGGCAAAAGUAUUGCAAAGAGUUUCUUCUUCGCGGCAUCGUGUAGGUUGUUCAUGGAGUUUGUUCGAUUUCCGCCAUGAUCGAUCCACAAGAGGUCGUCUUACACAACAAGCUGCUUCUGGGACUACAAGUUCGAGUAGAAGCUCGGUUUCAUCUGAAAUUUGUGUCGACGACGGCGAAGAUGACAAUGAGAUGCCGGUAGCAGCAGCAGCCGAUCUUAUCAUCUUGCCCGAAGAUUGUUCUAACGUUGGUUCGGAGAAUAUCGACAAUAGAAUCAACCAAGCCAUCGAUUCUUGUCCUGCAUUUGAUUCCUCCGAAGAAAAUAUCAAGACUUCGAACAAGGACUGUCUAUCUUCGACAAAAAUUGUCGUCUUAAAGCGCCGGAAGGAGCGAAACAAGAGAAGCGUAGCAAAAUCUUCUUUUUACGCGAUCAAGAAAAAGAUUAGUCGAGCGAUGAAAACGCCGAAGUUCUGCGCUGAGGAAAAAUAUAGCGAUCCCGUAAAAGUUGCCAAGGAAUUUAACAUUUACGUCGAGGCUAAGAGACAUCUCUCCGAGAUGCUGAACGAUGUCGACGAAAAGAGCGAGUCGAUGAUCAUUCAGACGUCGAUCUCGCUCGGGAGAAUUCUUUCGUUACCCGAGUAUAUUAUUUCCCCGGGAGUCGAGAAUCACGCAAUCGGGAAUUCCCGAGACAGCGGCGAGCAUUUGAUCCCGAGCAAACUGGAUAAUGAAGUAGAGUGUCUCCGAGGUACAUUGCGUCAAUCUCUUGUCGCAACAGAUCCGAAGAGUUCGACGGCUCUGGAGAUCGAAGAAGAAAAUGAAAUUACGCCCGAGGAUAAGGAAAACGAAAACGAAAACACGGCAGCUGGAGAGUCGCUUUCGGAUUCUUCACGGAUCGCAUCCUCCACACUCGCGCCGGCGAGAAAAAUUGGAGAUUCGGAGUAUGCAAUCGACGGAUCAGAUCGAUUGAGUCCGGUAUCUGUACUCGAACCACUCUUCGAAGAAGAUGAUCAAGGAACUUGCGCGACAGUUUACUCCAACGACGACAAGCAAGAAUCGUCAUUUAACUACAUCAAAUCCGUGAUUCUAUCCUCGGGCUUCAAUCGGAACGACUUCCUUCUAAGAUGGGUUUCUUUCUGCGACAUUCUUGACCCGGCAUUACUCGACGAAGUCGAGCUGCUUUCUCCUCAUCUACCCCAACAUGGUCGAAAACUUCUCUUCGACUUAAUUCACGAAGCAUUACAGGAUCUCUGUGAGGAGUAUUUCAGAUCCUUCUGGGCUCCGGCUCGCCUCGACGGGGAUGAUCUUAUUCAUGAGGUAUGGGGACGGGUCAAAUCCCGUCUUUUCCAGUCCCCCCAGUCCCCGAAGCUCGACUCUCCUGAUCACCUAAUGAUGAACGACGACUACUCCGGGGAGUCGAUGAACGUCAAGGCUGAGCUUGAGCUUGUGUGUUUGGAAAUGGAGGAAGCUGUUCUCGAUGAACUAGUUCAAGACUCGCUGUUCGACUACACAGAAGAAGGUAAGCUUUAAAUCGGCUACAAAAAUCUAUCUGGGAUAACAUCACUUGCUUCGAUCAUGCGAAAAAUCUUGCAUCCUCAAAUAUUUCCGAAACCUCGUACUCAUUCAUAUGUGCAUUCUAACAAAAAAAAACUAGUCGUAUAAUCUUAAACCGAAACAAGAACAACA